UCUGUGCUUAGUGUGGACGCUGUAUUCAGAAAGCCGGGGUGAAUGUGUGAAUGAUGCUGUUGUUUUCCGCCCCUCUGUGCUGUUCCCCCGUCUGACUGACAGAGCUGAUAAGUGCAGCACCAUCCCGGCAGCGGAGGAGAGGAGAGGAGAGGAGAGGAGAGGAGAGGAACAUGUCAGAAAGCUACAAUUUCUCUCUCCGGAGCUGCUGAGCUCACGGCGGAGGGAGGCCGGCUGUUAAUUCUGGAGUGAGCAGACAGUCAGUCGGCUGUUCCAAAGCGUCUGUGCUGUAAACAUUAGUUUGAGAGGAGGAGAUGAGUACAGGGGACAGAGCAGCCAGAGGAGCCGGGGGACAAGCACAUAUAUAACAGGUUAGAGUUAAGGCACUGGCAGAAGUGAGCCAGUUGGAGAACUCUCAUGGACCCAAGUGUGUGUGUCCUGGAGCUGCUUGGUGUGUCCCUCUCCCUGACAGCCUGGCUGGGUUCACUCACCACUACCCUGAUGUCCCGCUGGCUCACGCUGUCCACAGAACUCCUGCCAGCUGAGAGCUAUGAGCUGGGCCUGUGGGGGACGUGUGUGGUGCAGGAGCUGGGGAUACUGGAGUGCCGACCUUACGACAGCCUCCUGGGUCUGCCGCCAGACAUCCGCCUGGCCAGAAUCCUCAUGCUGGCCACACUGGUAACUGGAGUGAUGGGUCUGAUGUUGGCCAUCCCCGGGAUCUACGUGGUCAACAGCUGCAGAGGCACGGAUAGUCUUGUAGCCAAACGGACCCUUAAAAUGCUGGGUGGCACGAUGUGCUUGGCUGCAGGGAUUCUUGGCCUGGUGCCCGUCUCCUACGUGGCCCAUCUUACCGUUCUGAGGUUCUUUGACGAGUCCGUUCCUGACGUGGUCCCGCGCUGGGAGUUCGGGGAAGCCCUGUUCUGGGGCUGGGCAGCCUCCUUCCUGCACCUGGUGUCCGGAUCACUGCUGCUCACCUCCUGCUUCUGCCUGCAAGGGGAGCCAUGUCCUCUGCCAGGGUCCAUCCCACUACGAGGAACACGUGACAACCCUGAAACUUCUCCAGAAAGAAGGACAGAAUAUGUAUGAGGAUAAAAACAUGGAGAUUUGCAGAGAAUUUGAGUCCAGAUAAGCAGAUAUUCCGGAAUUUAAGACUAUUAUGCUUCUCUACUGGAUGAAAUGUAUUGAAAUGUAUUAAAUAUAAGGACAAUAUAUAUAUAUAUAUAUAUAUAUAUAUAUAUAUAUAUAUAUAUAUAUACAGCAGAAUAUGAGGGUAAAUGAUGUGAUGCUGCUUUUUUACCAUAUCUUUCCUUGAGGUAAUGAAAUUUUCACUGUGAAGAUUUUGUUCCAAAAUGGAGACGGGCUGUCACUAUCAAUUCUAUUAGUAAUCGCUUAAUCUGCUGAUUAAUUUUGAUGAUCAAUCGAAUCAUCUAAGAGCUUUUAUUUUUUAUUUUUAAUUAACUUAAAGGACAAGUCCAUCAUUUAAAAAAAUCUGAAUAAUUCAAUCAUUCAAAUGUAAACGACCACGAGUUAAGCCUGAACAGCGAGUCCAUCAGAUUGUUUUUUUUUUUUAGCUUUCUUGCUUUUUUGUUUGUAACAGUUAAUUAAUUUUACAUUAAUAUAAUAAAUACAGGAUCAUGUUACAAAUCAUUCACAGAGCAGUAAACAGAAUGUACUGUUAUACUGUAUUCAUGACUGGAUAUGCCACUAACAGGUUUCACAAACAGCUCUCUGUCUCUCUCUCUCUCUCUCUCUUUUAAAGUAUCACCUUAAAGACCCACCUGUUCUAGGAUCAGAUUUUUCUUUUUCUUUAAAUGUUCCAUGAUUAAUCUGUAAACUGUAUAUAAGCAUUUUUUUAUUGUAAUGUUUUUAAUUCAGAAUGAAAGCUCAAGUAGCUAUUUGUUUAAAUGAUAAAUAAGCUUUUUUUAUUUAUUACUUUUCCUUUUUUGUUUUUCUUCACUAGUACUGUAACUGUACUCGGCCAGUAAUGAGAAAAGGAGACAAUUUAAGAUUUACGAUCCAAAGACUGAUUUAGGUGCCGUGGUCUUUCUGUUGUUUAAAGGCCAGACAAACCUGAUAAAGAAUGUCAAACACAAAAAAAGUGAAAGUGUGUAAAAAUAAGCAAUAAUGUAGCAGAAGAAUGACAAAUGUACUAAUACACAGUAUACAAUUAUGUAUUUUACUGUUUUAUAAGAGAUGAGUUUCCCAAAAGCAUCCUAAAUACUGACUGACAAGUGUUGGGUCUUAAAUUGAAAACAACAAUGAUGCUUUUAGGAAACUGAGACUAGACCAGUAGAUUGUUUUGUGAUUUGAUUUUCUUCAUGUGCAAUAUAAUUUACAAUAAUCUCUAAAAAUCUUUAAAAAUCUUUAAAAAGUUUUAACUGAAAGAUUUUAAAGAAGAAGCAAAAACACAGAAACAAUGAUAAAAAAAAAAAAAAUCUUAUAGACCAUUAUUUUAUUCGCAGUAGUACAUAAAACACAUAUCACUGUUGAAAGUGAGACCUUUUACCAUUUCAUAGCAAAAAAGUUGGGACGAAGCAACAAAAGGCUGAAAAAGUUAGAGGUAGUAAACAUAAACUGCAAUAGGAGCAGUUCACAACAAACUCACAUGACUGGGUAUAAAAACAGCAUUUUAUCGAGGCAUUGUAAAUGUAAAGAAGAAGACAUAUGUCCACACUACCCAGAUACUCUGCGGUCUUCUCUGGGUCAAAACUUAUAAAAAAAACUGAAUUAACUGAAUGGAAAUGGAAAAAUGUUUUGAGGUCAGAUUAAUCAAAAUCUGAAUUUUUAAUGAGUUUAAUUAGUUUUUAAUAAGUUUUGACUCAGAGACAGCAGUCUUUACUGAUGGUGUUUAUGUAAAGCUUCUUCUGUGUAUGAUACAGCUUUAACCUGCACAAUGAUUUCUGGACAAUGAUGUCUUUCCAGUACAGUCAGUGUGGCCUGUUUUCUAAAUUUGUUCUGCAAUUUUCGACACAGUAUUUUGCAUUGUAAGCAACAUUUAGACACCCCUUUAAAUUUUUUUUUUUAUAUACAGUCAUCUAAGUGAGUUGCAAAAUGCUCCUAUCGCAGCUGUCUUUUCCUAUUGUACCACUUAUUGUCCAGCAUUUUGUUGCUCUGUCCGAACUUACAUUCUGUUUUUAUCUGUGUAAUUUAUUUAACUUUUACACAGUGUCCCAUUUUGUGCUAUUUGGAUUAAAUAUUAUAUUACCUUAUGUUUAUAAAUGGACCAAAGUUGUAAAUUUGACAUUUUGGAAAGUUUUGUUUUUGUGUGAAACACAAAUCUAUGCAUACUGUACAUUAGGCUUUGUUGUGGGAGUGAGAUUAUAUAUAUAUUAUGAUUAUAAGCUUUAUGGAUACUAUUGUAUAGUAUGAAAGCUCAUGUCAGAUGUUUAUGUAUAAAAUGCAGAUGGAUUGAAUGGAGGAAAUAAAAGGAGAGUUGUUCUCUGUUG
Molecule: messenger RNA, 3443 nt
Organism: Astyanax mexicanus (Mexican tetra)
Lineage: Eukaryota; Metazoa; Chordata; Actinopteri; Characiformes; Acestrorhamphidae
Product: claudin-22
Exons: 2
Coding region: 415-1083 (222 amino acids)
Biological process (GO): bicellular tight junction assembly; cell adhesion
Cellular component (GO): bicellular tight junction; plasma membrane
Molecular function (GO): structural molecule activity
Source: RefSeq, a predicted model, not a curated record